AUGGCGCCUGGCCUCCUCGCGGCCGCCGUGCUGGCCGCGGUGGCAUCCCUCGCGGCUCACGUCGCCCUCAAUUGCCCCGUGCAGCCGGUGCCGUCGACUCCGCGACCGCCCACUCCGCCUCCCAACAACCUCCUCCAGCUCCCCGCGCCUAGAAGGGGAACCCAGCCGCCGCCGCCGCCGUGCAGCACGCCGCCCAUGGCCUCCUCGUCAGAGAACACGGGCGCGCCGCUGGAGGAGGAGCAGCCCCAGGCCCCGCUGACGCCGAACCCGAAGCCUACCAAGGCGGUGGCGCCUGACGAGGUGGAGGAGGAGCCGCAAACCCUAGAGCGGGCGCAGGAGCUCUUCGAUAGGGGCGCCAAGGCCAUCGAGGACGAGGACUUCGUCGAAGUCGUAGACUGCCUCAGCCAAGCGCUCGAGAUCAGGACUUCAUAUUAUGGAGAGCUCGCGCUGGAGUGUGCCAGCACAUACUUCAAAUAUCCACGUGAAGCAGAGAAAAUCUUUGUUCCAAUGGCCUUUAGCAAGAUUCAGAAUCUAGAGACAAGUGAUUUUAAGGACAAGUGCUAUGUUUUGUUUUUGUUUUUUUUUGCUACACAUACAACCUGCAAGCUUGGGCCUUCCAGUGGUAGGCGCUCGGCCAUCACCGCACGGAGCUACUCUCUGUCUCUUACUCUCUGUAAAUCAAUUGAAAUAGCAGCAGCUCAUCUCGCUCUAUUCGAUGUGAAUCACACGAGGACUCUUGAUUCAAGUAUUAAACGUAAUUUAGCAAUUAUCAAGAAGCUUAAAGUGAUAAAUGAUGAAGUGAAGGACGGGUUAAUUGAAGAAUUGAAAACUGUAAACUUGAGCAAAUUUGUCAGUGAAGCAGUUUCUUACAUUUGUGCUGCUAAGCUUCGUUCUACUGACAUACAAGCUACAGUUCAGGGACUUUUGAGAGUCGAGGAGGAAGGAGUGACCCUUCUUGCUUCGGAGGUCGAGGGCUCAACCAUCAGAUUCGCGGACGCGGCGAUCGAGGCCUCCAACGGCACGGUCUACUUCAGCGACGCCAGCACCAGGUUCGACUUCGACAGGUGGUUCUACGACUUCUUAGAGUCCCACGCCACCGGCCGCCUCCUCCGGUACGACCCGCGCAAUGGUGAGACGUCCGUCGUGCUCGACCGCCUCAGUUGCGCCAACGGCGUCGCCCUGCCGAGGGACGAGACCUUUGUGGUCGUCUGCGAAACGUGGAGGUUCAGUUGCAUGAGAGUGUGGCUGAAAGGGGAGAAAGCCGGCAAGGCAGAGACGUUCGUCGACCUUCCGGGAGCUCCAGAUAACAUUCGUCUCGGGUCAGACGGUCAUUUCUGGAUUGCCCUCCACGUCAGCUUUCCAGCCACUGGCUCCCGCCUCCUCGCAUCAUCCAUACCAAACUUGCUAACAGCAUCACCUGACAGUUUUGAGUUUCUGGUGUCCAAAAUGCAGCUGAGUUCGCCAUGGCUGGACUUCAUCACGCGCUGGACCUUCACGAAGAGAGUGGUGGCCUCGUUCCCCGUGCUCCUCAAGUGGAGCAAGGCAACGAUCAAGGGUGCCAUGGUGGCUCAGGUGUCGGACGAUGGCAACGUCGUCCGCGUGCUUGACGACUCCGAAGGGAAGGUGAUCAACUCCGUCACAUCGGUGACGGAGUUCAACGGUCGAUGUGACGGAGUUCAACGGGGACAUCUUCCUCGGCAGCCUCUUGACUAA
Molecule: messenger RNA, 1713 nt
Organism: Miscanthus lutarioriparius
Lineage: Eukaryota; Viridiplantae; Streptophyta; Magnoliopsida; Poales; Poaceae
Source: the annotation of a GenBank genome assembly